AUGGAGUUCAAGCCGACAGUCGACUUCUUGAAGAUCCUGUCAUCUCCCAACACCAGCUUGCAAUACUACCUGCAGACCAUCAUCGCAGAGGUUAUACGUGUUCUCAAUGCUGACCGUUGCUCCAUCUUCUUCGUGGAUGACAUGCGCAAGGAAGUUUGGUGUGUUGGCUCCCUGGACAUGGAGCCUUUUUGCCAGCCGUGGGACAAAGGGAUCGUGGGCAUGGUGGCAACGGAGGGGAAGAUGGUUAACCUCGCAGAUGCCCAUGACCAUCCAGCGUUCGAUGGUGAGAUCGAGAAAAAAACUGGCUACACCGUCAAGGGCAUCCUGUCUUUGCCAGUGAAGAGUGUGCUAAAUUUGGAUAAAGCCAUUGGCGUCAUCCAGGUGUUGAACAAGCGCAGCUCGCCCAAGGGAGAGUUCUCAGAACAAGACGCAGUGGAACUGCAGAAGCUUGCGAUGGUUAUCGGGGACUCCUUCUACCGCCAGCGGUACAAAGCUCUCGAGGAAGUCACAGGCCACUUUGACUCGGAAGUGCAAGCCGUUCUGGACCAGCACCGUGAGAGGAUGUAUUUGAGCCGGCAGCAGUCUCCGGCCAUGAGCACUCCACCGGAAAUCCUGCGGUCUUUAAGCCGUCAGCCCUUCCUGCGCGAACACUCGCCAUUGCAAGUGGAAGAUCUGGCUUCCCUCAACUUUGACGUGCUCGAGCAGGCAGAGAUGUUUCUCCAAGAGUUGGUUCCUGAUAUCCUCAGACAUGCUGGCUGCAUCGACAACUGCGGCAUUCCGGAGAAGCAGCUGAUGGCCUUUCCUGGGGCGGUUUUCCGGGGCUACAGAAAGAAUCCUUUCCACAAUGCCUACCACGGCUUCGCGGUGUAUCAGAUGUGCUUCCACCAGCUCAGCACCAUCGACACAUUCAGCCAACUCACAGCGACGCAGGGCUUCGGUCUUUUGGUGGCGGCGCUGUGUCACGACAUCGAUCAUCCAGGCGUCACGAACAGCUACUUGAUCAGGCUGCAAGAUGAUUUGGCUCUGCGCUACAACGACAAUUCUGUUCUGGAGAACCACCAUGCGUCGGUCGCAUGCACUCUUCUUCGCGACGAGCGAACGGCUAUAGGUAGCGGCUUAGCCAAAGAGGAGCAGGUGGUCUUCCGCAAGACCAUCAUCAAGUGCAUCUUAGCCACUGACAUGGCGCACCAUCAGAGCUGCUGCCAGCGCUUGAUAGGCUGCCACAGUGCCCAGGACUUCAAGGCGACUGCUGAGGAAGAUCCUCAGUUCCUCAUGAGUGUGUGCGUGCACGCAGCGGAUCUAUCCGCCCAGGCGCUGGAUUGGGAGGUGGCCAAGAAGUGGGAAGAAAGGAUAUGCCAAGAGUUUCUGGAGCAAGCAGCCAAGGAAGUGGAGAUGGGAUUCACGCCCGAGCCAUUCAUGCAGUUCAAGAUGGAGGACAUGAAGCAACGGGGCAAGUUGCAGCGGGAUUUCGUCGACUUCGUCUUACGGAACCAUACGCACAGCUACGCGAUUGCACUGUUUGCCAACUUUAUGUCGGCGCUGAUCCUACGCUUCAAAACUCCCAGCAAAUCUCAAGCUCGAAAGUCUAGGUGGGUCUAUGUGAAGCAAACCCGAGCAUGGGGUGCGUUUGAGCUGCCUAUGGAGCGGAGGAUCUACGGCUCUGACCAGAUGGACUCCAUGGCAGAAUCGGACCUCGACCUCCUCCUGCCUGGCAUGCCUCGCGGCGAAGCGCCUCCGCAGCUGACCCCACGGACAGUUGCUGCCAUUGUAGAGGGCCGUCACGCCGAGGAGCGAGCCAAAAGCAAGGAGAGCAAGUAA
Molecule: messenger RNA, 1818 nt
Organism: Symbiodinium sp. CCMP2456
Lineage: Eukaryota; Dinophyceae; Suessiales; Symbiodiniaceae
Source: the annotation of a GenBank genome assembly